CAACAUUUGUUUUGUUAUCUUACCGCUUGUUUUUUUUUUUCGCCGUUACACAGUUACUAUAUGUCGACAGAGUUAAAUGCACAGGAUUUCCAGUUGACCGGACAAUAUACCCAAUCGUAUUCUGGAGCAAAUACGAACUGAAAAAAAGAGAACGGUUUGAGAUAAAAAGAGGUGGCUUUGGUGGAGAGGAUUUGCAUGAAGUUGGUGUGGUUAGACGGGAUCCAAGGAAAACAGAGUUACAUGCUAAUGAUGAAGUUCUGAGUAAUGAGAUUGCAUUGAUAGAAAAACAUUUGGACGUGAUGGAGGCGAAAAGAGUUACGGUGCAAAAAAAAUUGGAAGUAGUGUUCAAUGCUCAUCCAGACAACGAGCAAGUUAAAAAAUUGAUACAACGCUUUGAGAAAAUUGUACACUCAAAAAAAACAAGGGUAUCGCUGUGGCCUGAUUCCCCAAGGGAAAAAAUUGCUGGGGUGCUCAUGUCUCUUAACAAGACAGUCCAAAACCCAGAUAAUGAUUACACGGAAGACCCUGUAGAUGAUGUGCCAAACGCGGCUGCAGUGGCAAAGAUCAAUGAUUCGAAUAAACCGAAUCAUGUGGAUGUGCGAAAUAAAAAACGCAGUGCAGCGAGUGAUGAUUUACUGAAAAAAGCAUCUGGCAAUGAUCGGGGGAAUGGCAAUGGUAAGCGAAUGAAGAAUGAUUUGUCGGCAAAAGCAUCUGGCAAUGAUCGGGGGGAUGGCGAUGGUAAGCGAAUGAAGAAUGAUGUGUCGGCAAAAGCAUCUGGCAAUGAUCAGGGGAAUGGCGAUGGUAAGCAAAUGAAGAAUGAUGUGUCGGCAAAAGAUCGGGGUAGGGCUGACAAAACACCAGAGAUGAUAGAUGGAGAAAGAUGCGGAGAUGCCACUACAAAAAAAAAUGCUACAUGUGGAGACAUAGGCAACAAAGAAAAUGAGGCAAAAGAUCAAGAGACGAUAACUACAACAAACAAGAACAACGAAACACAAAACAUGCAAGGAUUGUUUGAUGCGCCUACCUUUCACCUGCUCACACAAGACACCGAAUUAGGUGAUGAUGUCGAUGAUACGCAUGACAAAAAUCAAGAAGGGAAGGGAACGGCUGAAAAGGAUAUCACACGUAAUGCUUGGAUAAAGGAAAUCGAAUCAAGACGAAGAAAACCAGUUGGUAGGUUCGCCAGCUCACGUGAUGACCAUGAAGACGAAAUGGGAAUAGACAUUACAACGGAAGAACAGCGUAUUUGGGAUUUUCUAUUCGAUGUGAAGUACUCAGUGACACGUGGAAUGGUCAUCUCCUUGUCUAGCGGGGUAACAAAAAAAUUUGGUCAAUCUGCUGGAGAUGUUAUCUUCGAGAGUAUAUACGGCUUAGAACUCACAAAAACGCUGAUGCGCACUUUGAGGGGGGAAGUGAAGGUCUGCUCUGAUGUAGUUGAUGCUUGGGUAGAUGUGAUGAAUUUUGAAGAACUUGACAGAAGCGACGGCUGCCCAACGCGGGUUUAUUUUAACACAACUGUGAUAGACAGCUGGCUUUUGACGGAUUCUACUUGUGAUGAUCAUGAACGUAUGCAAACGUUCGGCGAAAGGAUGGUCAUAGGCGGCGCAUAUGAUUUCAUUGGGAUCAAAAUGGGUUUCUUUCCAAUCCUCGAGAAUGAUGAAUAUUACAUGCUUGUUUUCGAUCUGGAAAACGGUGAAAUAACCGUCAUAGACCACAAGCCUGAUCGCACACCCUUAGCUGGCAUUAGGGAUCAUCAAGACUACUACAAAAAAGAUACACCAUACAAAGUGAAGCAUAUGCUGGACAAUUAUUUGGAGCAUUGCAAACAUCCGUUAAAGGAUAAAAUUGCACCAGCCAAGAUUAAAAGGUGUGAUAUCCAUUGGGCGACAAGUGCACAUCCAAUGGAUAGUGCAGUGUUCCUUAUGCACCACAUGCAAAAUUUUAACGGCGUUGGUAAACACUUUGAAUGUGGUUUUAGUAGCAACUGGAAACAAAAGCAAAAACAGAUUCUUACCCUCCGAAAAAAAUUCGCUACACGCAUACUACUCUGUGAUGUGAAUGUGGUGAAGGCAAAGGUUCGUGAUGCUGCAUUAUCAGUGUAAGUUGCUGAUCCGUAUGGUAAUGUUAUGUUUUUUUGUGGAUGUGACUAUGGUGUACAACUUAAACAAUUUAAACUCGUACUUUGUUAGUUGCCUAUAUGUAUCUAACUAUUAAUGUCUGUCGUUGAUCCGGACAUCUUAAACAUUUUGGUGAAGCAUAAGUAAACUACUGGAAAGUUUGACAA
Helianthus annuus (common sunflower) is the source of this 2284-nucleotide messenger RNA. RefSeq lists its product as uncharacterized. Bases 300 to 2102 code for a protein of 600 amino acids. The transcript has 15 exons. Lineage: Eukaryota; Viridiplantae; Streptophyta; Magnoliopsida; Asterales; Asteraceae. The record is from RefSeq and is a predicted model, not a curated record.